UUUAGACCCUCCUCCAGAUAUGCAGCAGUCAAGCAGACACCCCUUCUUCUCCCCCCCACCAGAAUUCAGAGCCUCCCCAAUCGUGUCUUGGUAGAUGAAUGUUCUAGCUGUAGAACGUUUGGUCGGUGCUCAAUCCAAGGGUAAUUUUUUUCUUCCACUCCCUUCUCCAUAGGAUUCUCUGCAUUGGAGUGCAGUGCCAUUGAGGGAAUUAAACACAACUUAUCCUUUUCCCUUACCUGGUUCCUUACACCACUGAUCUCCAUUUCUGCAUGAGAAGAAGGUAUUGGGUCUCGCUAUGGAGGCACCUCAAAGGCUCUAAUUACAUAUCAAGAAGGUGUCAUGCUUAGGGGGAGUCGGGGGUGGAGAAGAUCCAGUCUGAACAAGUGGAGGUAACAGUCUUCAUCAAGGCAGAGGCUGCAGAACAAGGAGGACACCUUGUUAUUUUUAGAUAUUGGGUGGUGAAAAAAGAGCCAGUAUGGCUACCAUGAUCAGGAGCAAAUUGACCAAUGUGGCAACCUCGGUAUCGAAUAAGUCCCAGGCCAAGGUGAGUGGCAUGUUUGCCAGGAUGGGCUUCCAAGCAGCCACUAAUGAAGAAGCAGUUGGCUUCGCUCAUUGUGAUGAUCUGGACUAUGAGCACCGACAAGGUCUACAGAUGGACAUCUUAAAGACCGAGGUGCCUGCUGGAGACACCCUAGCAGAAGGGGACAUCCACUACCAAAGAGAUGGCUCGGGGCCCCCAUCCUCUGCUUCUAAGGAAGAAGGACUUUGUUCUGAGCUUUCUUCUGUUGGAAAACCUAAAAUCACAGCUUGGGAAGCCGGCUGGAAUGUCACCAAUGCUAUCCAGGGAAUGUUUGUUUUGGGAUUACCUUAUGCCAUUCUUCAUGGUGGAUACCUGGGACUGUUCCUCAUAAUUUUUGCUGCCGUUGUCUGUUGUUACACGGGGAAAAUCCUCAUCGCUUGCCUCUAUGAAGAAAAUGAAGAUGGUGAAACAGUGAGGGUGAGAGACUCUUAUGUGGACAUUGCUAAUGCUUGCUGUGCACCACGGUUUCCAAAACUUGGGGGUAGGAUUGUCAAUGUGGCUCAGAUCAUUGAACUGGUCAUGACGUGCAUCCUCUAUGUAGUGGUCAGUGGAAACCUAAUGUACAACAGCUUCCCAACCUUACCAGUUUCUCAGAAGUCUUGGUCCAUCAUCGCCACUGCUGUGCUCCUACCAUGUGCUUUCCUCAAGAACCUUAAAGCUGUGUCUAAGUUCAGCUUGCUCUGCACCUUAGCUCAUUUCGUUAUUAACGUCCUGGUAAUUGCCUAUUGUCUGUCAAGAGCAAGAGACUGGGCUUGGGACAAAGUCAAAUUCUACAUAGAUGUGAAGAAGUUCCCCAUCUCUAUAGGCAUAAUUGUCUUCAGUUACACCUCCCAGAUCUUCUUGCCCUCGCUGGAAGGGAACAUGCAAACUCCAAAGGAAUUCCACUGCAUGAUGAACUGGACCCAUAUUGCCGCUUGUAUCCUCAAGGGUCUCUUUGCCUUGGUGGCUUACCUAACUUGGGCAGAUGAAACCAAAGAGGUUAUUACAGACAAUCUUCCCUCCACCAUUAGGGCAGUGGUCAAUCUUUUCUUGGUAGCCAAAGCCCUGCUGUCAUAUCCAUUACCCUUCUUUGCUGCUGUGGAGGUCCUUGAGAAGUCUCUUUUCCAAGAGAGCACCCGAUCAUUCUUCCCAAACUGCUACGGAGGUGAUGGGCGGCUGAAGUCCUGGGGACUAACUCUCAGAUGCGCUUUGGUCGUAUCCACCUUGCUCAUGGCCAUUUAUGUGCCCCACUUCGCCCUGUUGAUGGGCCUCACUGGUAGCCUCACAGGAGCUGGCCUUUGCUUCCUCCUUCCAAGUCUCUUCCAUCUUAAACUCCUGUGGAGGAAACUUCAAUGGCAUCAUGUCUUCUUUGAUGUAUCCAUAUUUGUCAUCGGAUCCAUCUGCAGCGUUUCUGGUUUUGUGCAUUCUUUAGAGGGGCUAAUAGAAGCCUAUAAAUACAAUAUAGAAGAUUAAUUCUAAAAUGUUGAGGUGGCAGCCUUCAUCAGCAUUGCUCAUAAUUAUGCAUCAGUUUCUACUGACAGUCUCAUUUUAGCUAUUCAUACUGAUCCAUUAUUGGCCUACUGGGCUGGCAAUACAUUGCAACUUAUCAAGGGUGUCCAAUGUAUUCAUUCCCUUUUGACAGCUAACCCAUGCACAUAACAUGUUAAAAUUAGGAGGAAAAAAAUUAUACCAGCUAUAUCAAAAUAUAACUGUAUAUGGAUUGAAGGGAAAUAUUUUAUUUUUGUUAUAUUUAUUUAAAGUUGUCAUAAUUUGGACAAACUAUGGCGGAUACAAAAAAUAUAUAUAAAUAUAUAUUUACAGACAAAUAUACUUGAAUGCAAAGGAAUGGGGAGAUUUUUAAAGAUAUCUGAUGUAAGGCUGGUUCUGCAUGUAUUUCAAACUCAUCAGCCAUUAAUUAAAACCAUUUAUUAGGCAAACCACAAUGAUAUACCAGCUUACUGUUGGCUGGAGGCUAUCUACAGUUAUUUUUCUUUUAUUUUUGGCUAAGCUGACCUCUUAACCCUUUCUGGGUGGAUGAAAAUUCAGAAGCAGUAAUACAAGUGAUGCAUUUCAACGUGGUUGCCAUGUAAAAUUUACCCCUGAUCAAAUUAUCCAAACACCACAAAAAACAAACAAAAAAUAAAUAAAUAUAUAGUUGAGCUCCACUGUUGAAUCCCAGCAUUGUACCCCUUUUGGAAUAUUUUGUCCUAGGGGUACGCCCACAACAGAGCCAGCACACACAAGGGAUUUGUACAGGGGUGGAAUUUCAUCAUGUGCAGUUUUUUCCAAAGUGCAAGGUGUGUUACCUGUGGAUGUGUGUGUGUGUGUGACGUAACUGUGCUCACAGACAAAUGUAUAUCCUUAAAUUUUAUUGUGGUACCUUAAUAUAUACAACAAUAAAGAGAGAUUCUCAUGACAA
This is a messenger RNA of Pelobates fuscus (common spadefoot toad), 2978 nucleotides long. It is a transcript of the gene SLC32A1, whose product is annotated as solute carrier family 32 member 1. Gene Ontology annotation, biological process: amino acid transmembrane transport. NCBI's taxonomy places the organism in Eukaryota, Metazoa, Chordata, Amphibia, Anura, Pelobatidae. The record is from RefSeq and is a predicted model, not a curated record. The transcript has 2 exons. Gene Ontology annotation, molecular function: L-amino acid transmembrane transporter activity. Gene Ontology annotation, cellular component: vacuolar membrane. Bases 476 to 2032 code for a protein of 518 amino acids.